Messenger RNA from Cannabis sativa, 1245 nucleotides. RefSeq lists its product as uncharacterized. The transcript is spliced from 5 exons. Lineage: Eukaryota; Viridiplantae; Streptophyta; Magnoliopsida; Rosales; Cannabaceae. The coding region runs from base 1 to 1245 and encodes 414 amino acids. The record is from RefSeq and is a predicted model, not a curated record.
AUGGCAAUAGUUGUUGGACUAACAAUUUUAAGUCAACCCUGGAGAGACUUAAAACUCAAGUCAAUAGACAUUGUUCAAGAGCUUUUAGACGGAUUUGAAGAUUUCAUCAAGAUUAAAGAAGCCAUCAAGAAGGUCGGAUCCUUGGUUGUACUUGGGGACUUUAAUGAUAUCCUUUCAAAUGAAGAAAGAAUAGCGGCUAGAGUAAAGUUCACCUCAUCAAAAGAUUUCCCCAAUUGUUUGGCAACAUGUCAAUUGGAGGAUGUAAAAUAUGGUGAAAAUUUUUUCACUUGGUCCAACAAGCAACAAGGAAAAGAUAGAAUAUACUUGAAAAUUAAUAGGAUUCUUGCAAAUCAAGCAUGGAUUGAUGAGUUUCCUAAUGCCGAAGCCCUAUUGUUGAAUGAAAGAACUAUUGAUCACUCGCCUGGUUUACUAAAGAAUAUUAGAGGAACUCUUAUGUAUCAAGUUGUCUCUAAACUUAAAGGUCUCAAAGGGAUCUUUAAAGAGAUUAAUCACAAAGAUGAUGAAAGAGUAUAUGGAGAGCAAGUUGCUUAUGCUUUUCUCAACUAUUACCAAAGCUUACUUGGUACUAGACUAGAAAACAGACUGCAAGUAAAUGUUGAUAUAAUGCUCCAAGGACCUCUUGUCACCAAGCAACAAGCAGACUUUUUGUUAUCGGAUUACACUUUGGAUGAAGUUAAUAAGGUCUUCUUUGAUAUACUUGGCCUCAAGGCUCCUGAGCCUGAUGGCUAUGGGAGUUAUUUCCUUGAAGAUAACUGGAAGUUGGUUGGAGAUGACAUUUCCCUAGCCAUCCUUUCUUUCCUUCACUUUGGCCAAAUGCUAAAAGAAAUAAAUAAUAUGGUUCUGACUCUUGUGCCAAAGUGUAAAUGCCCCAAUAUAGUAGGAGAAUGUAGACCUAUUGUCUGUUGUCUCAACCCGAAUCCAUCUAAGUCUGCUAUUUAUUGUAGUGGAAUGGAUGAUGGGAUGGUUCAAAGAGUCUUAAGAGCUUUUGGUUUCACCAAGAGUCAACUUCCUUUCAAAUACUUGGGGAUUCCUAUAUGUGCAAAAACAAUAUCAGGCAUAGAAUGCAGUAUUUUGGUGGAGAAAAUGAUAGCAAGGAUUAGAAGUUGGAGCUCGAGGAAUUCAUCUUAUGUAGGUAGAACUACUCUUAUUGGUUCAGUUCUUGUUGCUAUUAACUCAUAUUGGAGCCAAAUCAUGGUCCUCAUAAAAAAAUCCUCAAUGCAAUAG